GACGCAAAGAAGAGGCAUCCCCGCCGGGCGCUGACGGCAGGAGAUUUAAGAAGCUGGAAGCAGAGCAGAUUGGUUUUGGCAAUAGUGAUCUCUUGGUUCCCAGUAUGGAUGAACAGACCACCAGAGCUAUAUACAGUACUCUUUCUGCGCUGAUGGUGCUGAUAUCUUAUAUCCUUAUUCUAAACAUGUAUCUUGCAGAGCAUAAAUAUUCAGUCUCGCAACCAAACUUUUAUCCCUCAACCAAUCAGCACGUGAAUAUGAAGAAUGUUCCUUGGAUACUUAGGCUGAUUAACUGUGGGUACAAGAAUCGUAGCUUUACCUAUGAAGAAAGAAAUGAGGAGAUGUUCCUGAUGAAAAUGAUUGAAUGGCCAAAGCCAUUUCAAGCUCGCACACCCUUUCUGGAGAGCACUGACCCAUCGCACAGUCAUUUUCUUAUUUUGAACUCUCAGAACACUUUCCACGUUGGGGAUCAGUUACAGGUGAUGGUCCACAUGCAUGAUUUUGUAGGACACCCGAAGCAAUACGGAGGUGACUAUCUCCAGGCCCGGAUCCACACCCCAGAGCUCAAAGCGGGUUCAGUGGGAACAGUUAACGAUUACCAAAAUGGAUCGUACAAGAUCAAUUUUACUUUAUUCUGGUCGGGGAAAGUUGAAGUAUCCGUUACCUUGGUUUAUCCCAGUGAAGCGAUUCAAGUAUUUGAAAGGUUGCAGGUUGAAAAUCCAGAUAGGGUGUACUUUGCUGGCACAUUCAGAUCUGGAAAUACCACCGAGAUAACUGUAUGCAAUCUUUGCUUGCCCGACAUUGUACCACUCUGUAACUUUACCGACCUCAGAACUGGGGAGCCUUGGUUCUGUUAUAAACCACACAAUCUACCUUGUAGUACUCGUAUAAGCCAUUCUAUAGGAGGCUAUCAUAGCAAUCUAUAUAACGAAGAGUAUCCCUAUUUUGAAAGUAUAGCCAAAAUCAUGGAGCCCAUAUUACCCAAAGGUCCAGGUUAUGUAACUGUGGAGGCUUUGUCUCAUUCAGCAGAACCAGCUGUGGUAAGGUUGGAAAUGGAAAGGAAGGUCCAGGACCAGGAGGGAAAACCUAGAGAUGCCCAUGGAAUGGAGCCGCAAAAUCCAUAUCUCCAAUCACCACAGCAAGAAUCGACAUCCUCAGUGACACAUUUCAGUGCAGUCACAGCGGUUGCAGCCAGUGUACCUUCGGAGGGAUUGCAGAAUGCCUCAGGGUUCAGUGGUAAGGAAAAGGAAGUAAUGGGUGCAAAUCUCGGACCCUGUGUCCGUGGCAAGUCUCUGACUUCGCCGUCAGGUUUUUACUAUAAGGACCAGUGGAUGUCAACAACCUGCAAUAUUCGCCACUUCAACACUCCUGCAAACAUUACAAACUGUUUAUGGGAUAAAGUGGUUCAUUUUUUGGGAGAUUCUACUAUACGACAGUGGUUCGAAUAUCUGAUUGAAUUUCUGCCAGGUCUUCGCCAGUUUGAUCUUGGCAAUGACAAAAAAAUUGGCCCACACCUUGCUGUGGAUAUAGAAAACAACAUCAUAGUGACAUUUCGAUUGCAUGGUCCACCACUCCGAAGCACUGAUUUAUCAACCCAUGAAAUGCAGUAUAUUGCAAAUGAACUGGAUAGAAUGAAAGGAGGAAAUAAAACAAUUAUAGCAAUCACCAUAUGGGCACAUUUAAGCAAUUAUCCAGUUGAAGUUUAUAUCCGAAGGCUGCAGAUUAUUCGGAAAUCAAUUCUACAAUUACUAAGCAGGAAUCCAGACACUCAAGUUGUAAUAAAGUCUGCCAAUGUCCGUGAAGUGGAAUAUAAGAGCAGCAUUUUCCUUAAUGACUGGAUCUCGUUUCAGUUUGACUUAGUGUUGAAAAAAAUGUUCAAGGGUGUCAAUGUGGCAUUUGUGGAUGCGUGGGAGAUGACUGUAGCACAUUACCUGCCACAUGAUAUACACCCACAGAGAAUUAUUGUAAAGAAUGAAGUAGAUGCGUUUCUCUCGUACGUGUGCCCUUGUGAUCAGGUUAAAAAUGCUGUUUCUGGUCACCUACAACCAAUGUUUUCGCAAGCUUAAAAAUAAUAAUGAGAAAUAAGCUGAGGAGAACGGUGCAGGAGAUGGAGUAGCAUAAAGUAGCCAAACAAACCAUUCAAACUUGGAAUUCAAUUGUGAGGCAUGUGAUGGUGACCGUAAGGAUUGCUCAGAUCAAGUUAAAUGGUUACCUCAAGAAGUAGCACUCAAACACUGUGAUCCGAAACUCCAACGUCAAGUGCUGAAACCUUUUGGGAGAGUCUUUAGCUAACAACUGGCUCAAUUAGAUUUUGAUAAGGUGAUUUAAUUUCCUCCUUUUAACCUGAACAUGUUCUUCAUGCUCCAUAUGUUUGGAAGAAUUUCCAUUCAUUCUUGACAGAUUUAUCCAGGAGCGGGGUCCCACAGUCACUAAGAGACAUGAUACCCCACAUGUUAUGAAGUGUACUUUAAACUUUAUCCCCAAAGUUUGCCUGUCUAAAAUUGUAGAUUAGGUUUUGGUUGUGUGCUUGCAAUUUCUUUACAUUUUCAUUCAAACUAAAAGUGAAAUGAUUCUCAUGAUUGCAGUACCUAUUGAAUUUGAAGUUAAUCUCAUUUGAACUAAGACAGUAUGUACUUACAUGAGGUACUGCAAUAGUGUAGAAUUACAGCUUGGUGAAUUCCUGAUAUCCUUGUGUUGGGAAAAUACUACUCAAUGGGAAGAAGGAUAUUUUAACAACAGAUGGGUGAAUUACAUUGGACCAUUAUUCUGCUCCUCCAAACAAUUAUCUUAAGGGUGACACCAGGAAGGUUGGGUGCACAAUCUUUUGGUCAUUGAAUUCAAAGAAGUGAAAAGGAGAUAGCUGGUCCAGAUCCAGGAAUUGGAAGUGAAAUAGAAGUAUUUGAAGCUAUGUGGAAAUGGUUAUUUAAAAAUAUAUUUGUACUGUAUUUGUGCUUUUUUUUCCAAACUCAGUUUAUUAAGGCAUUCUUUUAUGCAAAAGUUUGGAAAAUAAAUUAGAAAUGUAAAUUUAAGUUUGACGGGAGAAAGCCAUUCUCUGAAUAGAUUUUGCUUGAAAUUCUCAUCUCCCCAAGAUUUAUGCAGACUGUAACAAGCAGCAGGGUGAGUGAAACUCUUUACAGUUUUCAAUGGUUAAAUGGAACCAGAAAUGCAGUGUAGCAUUCAGAACAGGAUGGAAAAAUAAUAAUCGAAUCCUGGUGGUAAUGAAAUUGCAAAGUGCUGACACUCAACCAGUUGAAGAUUGAGGAGAUUGCAUUUGAACAGAGAUCACCUGAUUGUCAUCGGGAUUCAAUAUUUGCUAAUCCUUUAUUAAUCCUGUCGUGAAUGUCCCAUGUUUGACCCAACUGUUACAUAAAAAAUUGAUGAGAUAUGACAAAUGUUUUCCCACUCUAGAUAUAUCAAUGUGUGGUGUGUUCACAGGUUAUAACAAUGGGAAUUUAUGGUUAAACAAGGACAUGUGUCCUUAUUAAAUGUUUGUUUGUAUUUUGCUGUUGGACUUAUUGCCUUUUGUUCUGUAAAUAAAUGAAAUGUUUCCAAUGGAAAAUGAAGAUUAAGAGCCAUGACCAACAUAUGACUAUCCUCCUACAAGGACCCAUGCUUGUAAACGGACUGUUUGAAUUGAGCCAAUCUUCUGUGGUGGUGGCCAUAAUCCAGUUACUGAGCCAGGCAGAUUUUCAGUACUCCAGAGCACAUAAACUCUCCGAACCAAUAUAAACUGAGACUCAAAUUACAGAAGUAGAGGCUUCUCAGCUGUUGCUGCUCGAGUCUGCUCUCAGAUGACUAGCCGGGUGAAUAGAUUCACACUCUCUGUAGGAGCGUGUCGAUAUAGUAAUAUUACUCAAUCCAAAAGUUUGGAAAAUAAAUUAGAAAUGUAAAUUUAAGUUUGACGGGAGAAAGCCAUUCUCUGAAUAGAUUUUGCUUGAAAUUCUCAUCUCCCCAAGAUUUAUGCAGACUGUAACAAGCAGCAGGGUGAGUGAAACUCUUUACAGUUUUCAAUGGUUAAAUGGAACCAGAAAUGCAGUGUAGCAUUCAGAACAGGAUGGAAAAAUAAUAAUCGAAUCCUGGUGGUAAUGAAAUUGCAAAGUGCUGACACUCAACCAGUUGAAGAUUGAGGAGAUUGCAUUUGAACAGAGAUCACCUGAUUGUCAUCGGGAUUCAAUAUUUGCUAAUCCUUUAUUAAUCCUGUUGUGAAUGUCCCAUGUUUGACCCAACUGUUACAUAAAAAAUUGAUGAGAUAUGACAAAUGUUUUCCCACUCUAGAUAUAUCAAUGUGUGGUGUGUUCACAGGUUAUAACAAUGGGAAUUUAUGGUUAAACAAGGACAUGUGUCCUUAUUAAAUGUUUGUUUGUA
Messenger RNA from Callorhinchus milii (elephant shark), 4365 nucleotides. Its product is annotated as NXPE family member 3-like. The transcript is spliced from 7 exons. The coding region runs from base 105 to 2066 and encodes 653 amino acids. Lineage: Eukaryota; Metazoa; Chordata; Chondrichthyes; Chimaeriformes; Callorhinchidae. The record is from RefSeq and is a predicted model, not a curated record.